Pelobates fuscus (common spadefoot toad) is the source of this 5957-nucleotide messenger RNA. RefSeq names its product discs large MAGUK scaffold protein 3 (gene DLG3). NCBI's taxonomy places the organism in Eukaryota, Metazoa, Chordata, Amphibia, Anura, Pelobatidae. The coding region runs from base 280 to 2973 and encodes 897 amino acids. The transcript has 25 exons. Gene Ontology annotation, biological process: receptor clustering; embryo development; cell-cell adhesion. Gene Ontology annotation, molecular function: kinase binding. The record is from RefSeq and is a predicted model, not a curated record. Gene Ontology annotation, cellular component: neuron projection; basolateral plasma membrane; postsynaptic density membrane.
GAUGCACUUUGUCCUAGUUUGUAUAAGCAAACCUCCCCCAGGAGAGAGAGAGAGAUGGAACUAUCACAAUGAAGAGAGGAAUGAGAUUGGGAAAAGGAGAGAUUGAAAGUAAAAAGUGCUGACCCAGACAGAGAGGACAGUGGGUGUGAAAAUAUUUGAUGUGGGAGGGAUUAGAGGCUUCCUGUCAGGAAUACAACAGGCACUAACAGACAGGCUCUUACCUAGUGUGUGACAAUUUGCUGAGUUCCAAUUAGACUGCAGGAAUAUUACUGCUGCAAAAUGUCUCCCAAGACAGGCACACAGAGGGCUCUGCACCUGCUCUGCACGUACCAUGCGCAACUAUGUACUACAGAACAGCAGCACCUCAGAUCUUCUAUCCAGGAUGUUAUCAACAUGUUGGGAGGUGACCUCUUUCAAGCUCUUUUGGAUAUACAGGAGACUUAUGAAGUGAUGCUGUAUUGCGCAAAUAGUACGGCAGCAGAACUCCAAGUUGUGGACACAUCUCAAAAUGCAGUGGAGCAACAGGAAUUCUUGGACAGUAAAAUCAGGGACGAAGUGGAUUCUGAAAUGAAUUCUGAAAUUGAGCCACAGCGAGUUUGUGUAGCUGGAAGGAUGACAAGGCAGUUGGAAAGUUCAGAUGCUCUUUUGAAUCCUUUACAUUCAUUACUGCCAAAGGCUGGGGCUCCACCACUCCUGGUAAACGCAGAUUGUCUCGACCCAGGUUCUUCGGUAAAUGGCAGUGAUGCUUUAUACAAAUAUGAAGAAAUUGUUCUGGAGAGGGGAAAUUCUGGUUUGGGGUUCAGCAUCGCUGGUGGGAUCGAUAAUCCGCAUGUUCCUGAUGACCCCGGAAUAUUUAUCACUAAGAUCAUUCCAGGGGGAGCAGCAGCAAUGGAUGGGAGGCUGGGGGUGACUGACUGCGUACUGCGUGUGAAUGAUGUGGAUGUGACUGAGGUUGUACACAGCAAGGCAGUCGAAGCUUUGAAGGAGGCUGGUCCUGUGGUGAGGCUGCUAGUACGACGCAGGCAGAGUCCCCCAGAAACCAUUGUUGAGGUCAACUUGCUUAAAGGACCUAAAGGGCUGGGGUUCAGCAUUGCUGGAGGAAUUGGUAACCAACACAUACCAGGGGAUAACAGCAUCUACAUCACCAAGAUUAUUGAAGGAGGAGCAGCACAGAAGGAUGGGAGACUACAAAUCGGAGAUCGACUUUUGGCGGUGAAUAACACCAACCUGCAAGAUGUACGACAUGAAGAAGCUGUAGCUGCCCUAAAGAACACUUCUGAUAUGGUUUACCUAAAAGUAGCCAAACCGGGCCCUGUUCACCUCAACGAGAUUUACGCACCACCCGACUAUGCCAGCACUUUCACAGUUGAUAACCACAUAAGCCAUAACUCUACUCUUGGGGGAUAUCUAAGCAGUGUGGAGAGCAAAUCCCCUUACCCACCGCCCCAGGUCACCCCUUCCAGAUUUUCACCUGUCCCACGACACAUGCUGGGUGAAGAAGACUUUACCAGGGAACCACGAAAGAUCAUUCUACACAAAGGAUCCACGGGAUUGGGCUUCAAUAUUGUAGGUGGAGAGGAUGGAGAGGGCAUCUUUGUGUCUUUUAUUCUGGCCGGUGGACCAGCGGAUCUGAGUGGAGAGCUGCGCCGAGGGGAUCGCAUCCUUUCUGUUAAUGGAGUGAAUCUACGCAGUGCAACACAUGAGCAGGCUGCAGCAGCAUUGAAACGGGCCGGGCAGACUGUGACCAUCGUAGCACAAUAUCGACCAGAAGUGGGCUACAAAUCUGUACAGAUGCACAGUUCAGGCAGCAUGGACUUGAUGAUCUCUGGCAGGCCACAACAAGAAUAUAGUCGCUUCGAGUCAAAGAUCCAUGACCUCCGAGAACAGAUGAUGAACAGCAGUAUGAGCUCUGGGUCUGGGUCCCUCCGUACCAGUGAGAAGAGGUCCCUCUAUGUCAGAGCACUAUUUGAUUAUGAUCGAUCACGAGACAGUUGCCUACCUAGCCAAGGCUUGAGCUUCUCUUAUGGAGAUAUCCUGCAUGUUAUCAAUGCUUCUGAUGAUGAAUGGUGGCAAGCAAGACUGGUGACACCACAUGGGGAGAGUGAACAGAUCGGCGUCAUCCCCAGCAAGAAGCGUGUUGAGAAAAAAGAGCGAGCACGUCUGAAAACUGUCAAGUUCCAUGGACGGUCAGGCAUGGAGUCCAAUAGGUCCAUCAAAUCCAAGCGUAAAAAGAGUUUCCGACUGUCUCGCAAGUUUCCGUUUUACAAGAGCCUUGUUCCGGAGUCUGGCACUGCACAGGCUGUGACAUCAAACACAAGUGACAGUGAAAGCAGCUCCAAGGGACAGGAAGAUACUAUUUUAUCAUAUGAACCUGUGACUCGGCAAGAGAUUCACUACACGCGACCAGUCAUCAUUUUGGGCCCACUUAAAGACAGAGUUAAUGAUGACCUCAUCUCUGAAUUUCCACAUAAAUUUGGCUCUUGUGUGCCACACACUACACGGCCGAGGAGAGAGACAGAGCUCGAUGGGCAAGACUAUCAUUUUGUGGCCUCAAGGGAGCAGAUGGAGAAAGACAUCCAAGAAAAUAAAUUUAUAGAGGCUGGUCAAUUCAAUGACAACCUGUAUGGGACCAGUGUCCAGUCUGUGCGCGCAGUGGCUGAAAGGGGCAAACACUGCAUUCUUGAUGUGUCUGGAAAUGCAAUCAAACGACUGCAACAAGCACAACUCUUCCCCAUUGCUAUUUUUAUCAAACCAAAAUCUGUAGAAGCGCUUAUGGAAAUGAACCGAAGGCAAACAUUUGAGCAGGCCCAUAAAAUGUUUGAUAAAGCUACCAAACUGGAGCAGGAGUUUGGAGAAUUUUUCACAGCCAUCGUACAGGGGGAAUCAUUGGAAGAAAUUUAUAAUAAGAUUAAGCAAAUAAUUGAAGAUCAUUCUGGACAUCACAUCUGGGUACCAUCCCCCGAAAAACUUUAAACCUUUAUUGAACAGAUAUUGGAUAACUAGCCCCCACCAUCCUACACUACCCGAACCCUAAGGAAUUGGAUGGGGUUCUGUGUGAAUUUGUCUGCCCUCGAACACAGGAGUUUCCAUCCCAACUUGGGGUGCCCCUGGACUCCAUUGGCUUUUGGAAUCUCCUAUUUGUUUGAAGCUAUACUGAACCCAUUGUGAAUGUUCUGGGGGCAACAGGAAAUCUCUGCUCUCCUUCCAUGCAUGGAGGGGAAAGAACAGACUUUGAACAUUUUAGUUUUAAAAAUGCAAAAAAGGGAAAAAGCGCAAGAAGAGUCAGUGAUCUCCCAUUUCCCCAUUUCGAAAACUAGCCCCUCCUCUACCACAAACCCUCACCCCUGCUGGGUUGGAAGAAGGCAUAUUUAUAUACAUAUAAAUAUAUAUAUAAUGUGUGUAUGUGUGUGCGUGUGUAUGUGUGUGUAUAUAUAAUUUAUAUAUGAUUAUAUAUAUUAUAUAUAUUUUGGCUGUGAUGGGAUAUUGGUCCCUGCUAUUCUAUUGUUUUGUAAGGGAUUUUUUUAUUUUUAAUUUUUUUUUUGUGUGAUUUGGUAGAGUUUCAGACUCUGCCCUGUAGUAUACUGCCUGCCUGCCAUGGCUGGAAUUAAUCGAUCUGGGUUAGCGGUGAAGUUAAGUCUGUUUUUUUUCAAAGGGUUUGAACCAGACAGCACCAGACUUAUGGGAGAGUGUGGAGCAGGGAUCAUGCUGUCUGCUGCUUGUCAUGUCCCAAGAAGUUCAAUGUGUGUCCUUGGUAGGCUGGACUUCACAGAAGACUGAAAACUGACACAAUGUGCAUUAUAUUUAGGAACUAUGAUUUUAAACUUAAAAGUUGGCAGGUGUGAACAAAGAGGAUUCAAGAUGGUUCUUCUGUAUGCUGUGCAUCUGCUGGAUGGAAAUGGGCUUUUAAACUGACAUGACUCAAAGUAAAAAAAAAAAAAAAAGAAACUUUUCAAGGAAACGUUUUUAUCCUGAAAUGAUUCCCAUAUUCAGGGCUUCUAGCAGAAAAAUGCUUUGACAAGCUGUGAUCAGAUAGUACCCAUGUGGCUGCUAUUAUUCGCUCCUCAGAUACCUGCGACUUACUGUUGCAGUGCUGGUUUUUAGACCUUUGCCCAUAGGUCAGGACCAGAUUGCGUUAAAAUUGUUUUUAAUGGUUGGAGAGCUUUUACCAUUCUUUUUUCCAUUGUGUGGUUUUUGGGAGUUCCCCUUUUUGGCUUUUGCACGUGGUUUUUAAUAAGGGGUGCAUGGACACGCUUCCUUUUCUGUUGGUCACUCAAUGAACCUCAGGACCAGAGAAGGUGUCUCUGUUCCAAAGGCAGACUGGCUGCCCUCAACAAGAAGCCAAAAUAUGUCGAAUGAGGUACAAAGACUGUUUGAGGCAGAGUAGGGUUAUCAUGCCAAUGGGUCUGGCUUUUUAAAAAAAAAAAAAAUAUGCCAUAAGGCAUUCCUUAACUUUUAUUUUUCUUUAUAUUGAACCAAUCAUGAUGUGUUGAAGUUUGAGCAUUUUUUCAUGGUACCUUCUAUUUUAACUGAACGGGUAUAAAGUCCAUUAUCAUAAUUUUUGUUCUUAGUUUUUCUUUUAAUCCUUCUUAUCUUCGUUAGAUUCUGCCAUUUAAGAAUACAACUGAAUAUUUGUGAUCCUGGAAGGAGAAUAGAUAUGGAAAGAAAAAAAGUCAUAGUUUAGGAAGCAAAAGGCCUUUCGUUUCCCUUCCUUAUUUCAUUGAGCUCCUCUCCUAACUUUUAUUUACCUGCACUAUAUAUCUGUAAGUGAAAAUCUUGCUGGUUAUUAUUUUAUCACCUCCUUUUAAGUCUGUUCUAAGCUGCUGUGUUUUCUGAAAGUCGUUGUAAAACUGAAAUUAAACUCAAAGGGCUUCAUGUAAUCUGUCGGAGGAGGCCAGUGGCAGUGUGGUACAGUUUGUAGAUGGAUCUGCCAGCUCAGGUCUUACAUUUACGAGUAUCAUCCCAUGCAUGUAAAGUUAGAGGUCUGCAGUUACACUAGGAAGUAACGGCAAGUGAGACGGUGCCUCUAUAUAACUGAGCAUAUUUGGAAACUCAUAACUGUUGGAAAAACACACAAAAUGUUAUGUUUGACUUUAAUGUCAACAUUUUAUGAAAACCUGUCCACUUCUGUUAAUGAUAAGCAUUGUUUUUUGCUGGAUAAUAUUAUUACAGAUACUCAAGUGAAACCUAGUCUCUAGUAGGCCAUCAUUUGUAUGGCCCUGCGGACGGGAGCUGCUCAAAUCUUAGUGGAGGAAAAAUUUCCACUUUGAAGCUCAGUGGCAUUUUUAACGCUCAGGGUCCCUUCCACGUGAGAAGGAUCUCUUCUACAUACAUGGUAUAGACACUGCAGGAACAAAACACUGUUUAAACCAUCCCUACUUUGUUGGAGGUGUAAACCAGCUGGUAUUUCUGGUUUGUUCUGUGCAGUCAAAUGUCAGAAGUGUAGGGCUGUUCACUUUAGGGCUAUGUAUUUGUUGCUUGCUAUAGGUGAUCCUGAAUUUUAUCAUGGUGAUUGGGGGGCUGAUGGAGGUGAAAGAAGCUUUGAGAAAAAUUUCCAUAUGGCUUCAAAGUAGAACUUCAUAUACUGCUGCCAUGGUGGGAGAUAUACAAAGCUUCUCUCUUCUUGUGUAAAUCCAUUUUUGGCUAACUACUCCCCAACUGCUCUGUGCCUAGCCAUUUCAAUUAGCUGUGAUGGGGCAGAGCACAUUAAGGUACAAGAUGUAUUGUGUAGUGAGAUACGAGGCAGGCGGGGUGGCUGGUACAAAUGUGUGGUUGUACGACCCUUUUUAUAUAUAUAUAUUCUCUAUCCCCAUCGCUCUCUCUUCCCCACCCUUCCUUCCCUCAAGUGUAAUUUACAGCAAAGCAGAAAUGAAAUGGAAUCAGAUUGUUUAAAGAAAUGCUGGUAAACCCAGGAGGCACAUAUAUUUUUUAAUAAACGGAGUUGCAAUGAGUUCAGACAA